AUGCUCCAAAAGAAGUAACACUAAAAAACAUAAUCAACAGAGUUAUCUAAUCAAGCAUUAAUGAAUUAUUUAUCAACUCGAGAAGCUUUAAAUGUUCGAAAGUCAAAUUCUCCAUAAUUUUAAUUGGAGUAAAAAGUAUAAAUUUGUGUACACAAAUAAGAAAUAAAUUGGUCCUCAAUAAAGUCCUUUGUUAAAAUCAAAUAGUUCUUAAUCAAAUCUAAAAAUAUUAUAAUAAUAGUAAUUAAACUUAUAAUGUAGGUAAAAUUCAAGAAAAAUUUAACAAUAAAAUGUGCUUAAAUCGAGAGGAUUAAUAUCACCUAAAAUAGUUAGUUAAGAAAAAAUAAAUUAGAAAACAUAAGUCUAUAGUAAUGGAAAUCAUAUGAAAACACAACCUCAAUCUCAUUAAAAUUCUUAAUCUAAAAUAAAAUCUAUAGACAAUAUAUUGGAUGAAUAUACAAUUACAUGUACCGAUAUAAUAAUUAUUCAAAGCAAAAAAAUAACUAUUUCAUAAAGAUAUUUUGAAAACAUUACCUUUUUCUAGUUCCAACAAAGCUGAUUAAAAUUUGAAAUAAAAAGCUUAAUAAGCAAUAUAGGAAAUAAAAUAAAAAUAAUCUUUGGAUGUUUUAUCUAGAUUGAAUUUUCAAAAGUCUUAGAGUAUAUAGAGUGCAAAAAAUUAAUCACAAUAAAUUCCAAUCUUAGCAUAAUAAGAAAAUCAAUUAAAAAUUCAUUAGAAAUCAAAUAGUGCUUUAUUGAUUGAAACAUAAAAAUUUUAAACUCAUGCUAGUUUUUAACCUCUUAUAGAAUUUUCACCUGAUAAUAAAAAGCCUACAACCACCAGGUAAAAUAAUUGAAUUAAUAUAGGAAAUAAUAAUAAGAUUUAAUAACAAUAAUAAUUUAGUAUAAAUAAUUUAAAUAAAAAAUGACAAUUGAUAUCUCAACAAAUAAUAUAUCUUGGCUUUUAGAAACAGUUAGAUAAGAGAUAGUAAAAAGUUUGGGAAAUUAAUAUUAACAAAUAAUUGGGAUUAAAACUGGAAAUAGUUAAAUACCUGUAGAUUAUAUUCUAUCUAAGAUUGAAAGACCUUUAUCUCUAUUAUCAAAUUGUUCUAUAUAACCUUUGAUUAUUGAACCAUUUAUGAAUGUUGAAUAAGAUCUAAAAUAAUCUCGAAUUAGUUUGAAAGAUUUUGAAUUUAUUAGAUGUAUUGGUGUUGGAGGAUUCUCUAAAGUUUAUUUAGUAAGAGAAAAAAAGACAGGUUUAUUUUAUGCUAUGAAACUUAUUGAAAAGAAACCUAUAAUGUAAUAAAAUAAAUAAAAUAUAAUAUAAAAUGAAAGAGAUAUAAUGUAUAAUUUGAAUCAUCCAUUUAUUGUUAAAAUGCAAUAUGCAUUUGAAUCUAGAAGAUAUUUAGUUUUCGUAUUAGAAUAUUGUUCUGGAGGAGAAUUAUUUUAUCUUUUAAGAAAAGUAUUUCUCUAUUAAUAUAAUUAGGUUAAAAGAAUGAGUGAAGAAGAAGCAUUUUUUUAUUUUGCAGAAAUCUGUUUGGGAAUGAAGAACUUACAUGAUAAUAAUAUAAUUUAUAGAGAUAUCAAACCUGAAAAUAUUUUAAUUGAUUUUGAUGGACAUAUUAGAAUAGCUGAUUUUGGUUUAUCUAAACCUCAUAUGGAAAAUGAAGAUGUAGCUUAUUCAUUUUGUGGAUCUCCUGAAUAUAUGGCCCCUGAAAUGUUAUUAAAAUAAGGUCAUACAUUAUAAUUGGAUCUUUAUUGUUUAGGUGCUUUAUUGUAUGAAUUAAUAACUGGUUUACCACCUUUUUAUUCAAGAAACACAGAUGAAAUAUAUUAAAGAAUACUUAAUUAAAAAUUAAGUUUUCCAUCUUAAUUACCAAUGUCCUAACUUUUAAAAGAUUUAUUAGGUAAUUUAUUAGCAAAAACACCUAAAAAAAGAAUAGAUAAUAUUGAUUCACUAUUAAAACAUCCAUGGAUGACUUAAUGGAGUGAUAAAAAUUUAUAUAAAGAUUUCUUAAUGAAAAAAAUUGAUCCUCCAUUUCAACCUGAUUAUUUUUAAUUUAAUUUUGAUGAAGAAGAAUUUGGAAAAGGAGAAAAUGAAUUUUUAUCUCAAAUAAGACCACUAUAAUUAAAUUUAUUAGAAAAUUUUCCUAAAGAAAUAUUUCUUAAAAAUUUUUAUUAUAAUCAUAACGAAUUCAAUUUUGUUGAAAGCACUGGUGGUACAAAACUAAAUGUUAAAUUGCAAGAAGAAUAACAAUAAUAAGGAACUUAAAGAUAAAAAUCAAAGAGACUUAAUACAUUUGAUGAUGAAAAUACAAAUUAUGUUAAUGACUAAAAAGUUUUCAUACUUAAUUAAUUAAGAUUAUAAACGGAGAAUGAAAUAUAAAAAAAAUCUGCAUUAUGA
This is a messenger RNA of Paramecium sonneborni, 2398 nucleotides long. The record is from the annotation of a GenBank genome assembly. Lineage: Eukaryota; Ciliophora; Oligohymenophorea; Peniculida; Parameciidae.